Messenger RNA from Eruca vesicaria subsp. sativa (arugula), 985 nucleotides. NCBI's taxonomy places the organism in Eukaryota, Viridiplantae, Streptophyta, Magnoliopsida, Brassicales, Brassicaceae. The record is from the annotation of a GenBank genome assembly.
CUCCUCUUUUUGUUUGCGUCUCCACCAUUUUCCCUUAUCAACUCAAGACUCAUAAAGCUCCUCUCAUCUUCAUCAUAACACAAAAAAAUUAUAACAAAGAGUUAAAAGAACUUGGUGUAUAUCAGAUCUUGAUAUCAUGGAUCCUAUCCACGGCUUUAUUGGCACAUCAAACAUCUCACACAACACAAACCUUAUGAUCGCUGCAGCAGCCACCACAACCUCCUCCUCCUCGUCUUCCUCAGGCGGCUCUGGACCGAACCAGCUGAGUAGGUACGAAAAUCAAAAGAGAAGAGAUUGGAACACUUUCGGACAAUAUCUACGCAACCACCGUCCCCCGCUUUCUCUCUCCCGUUGCAGUGGUGCUCAUGUUCUUGAGUUCCUCAGGUACCUCGACCAAUUCGGCAAGACCAAGGUUCACAUGCAACUAUGUCCGUUCUUUGGACACCCAAACCCACCAGCACCAUGUACCUGUCCACUCAGACAAGCGUGGGGCAGCCUCGACGCACUCAUUGGCCGGCUUCGAGCCGCUUUUGAAGAGAACGGUGGUUCACCAGAGACCAACCCUUUUGGUGCACGAGCCGUUCGACUCUACCUAAGGGAAGUGCGAGACUCGCAGGCUAAAGCGCGUGGGAUCAGCUAUGAAAAGAAGAAGCGGAAGCGACCUAAUCAGGCGCCGCUACCACCUUCUGAUCAGCCGAUGAUUUCGAGUAGCCCUAAUUUGCAAUAAGUCAUAUCAGUAAGAUAUGUUUCAGUCAACUACGUUUCCUUACAGCUUUAUAUAGUAUUUGUCACUGACGAACAUGCACGAGUUAUCUAAAAGCAGCACGCCCUUCUUCGUAAUCUUUUUAAUUUGGCAAGCUAAAGAAUUUUAUGUUGUAUUGAAAUAAUGUUUUUUUUCGUUCCGCCUCGCAUAAAAUAUGUUUUUGUACUUUAUUUUUCUAUUCAAUACAUACAUCAUUAUUAUUUUUUAGUAAUCCAUACACCA